AUGGUCGCAUCACCACCAUCAACCAGCGCUUUUGCCAGACACGUUAUGAACCCACUUGGUUUCACAAAAGCCUACAAUUUCUGGCUGUAUAUCAUCUUUGGCGGCGCAUUCGUAGGCUUCGCCCUAGCUCGUAUGUCCUAUCUCGAUUUCUCGAGAAACUUCUGUCCAGCAGAUGGUGCCAGCCCAGGCGGCAACGGCGCAGCACCCGGAGAAUGCUACUACUACCUCAACUUUAGCCGUUACAAGAUUGGUAUCCUACUGCAUCUCGCUGGUGUACUGCCCGCUAGUCUGUUAGCAGUGGUGCAAUUCACCCCUUUCAUCCGCCGGCGCUGGAUUAUCGUACACCGCAUUGGUGGUUAUGCGGCGCUGCUCUUAUACCUCGUGGGCCUCGCUGGCGCGCUGAUGAUUGCACGAAAUGCAUUCGGUGGUGGUCUGGAUGUACAGAGCUUUGUCGGCGUUCUGGGUUUCGGUUCGCUAGGCUGCUUCAUCAUCAGCUACAUCAACGUCAAGCGACUCCAGAUCGAGCAACAUCGUGCGUGGAUGUUGAGAGGCUGGUUUUACGCUGGCACGAUCAUCACAAGUCGAUUUAUUGUGAUCGUUGCUGCCAAGAUCAUCGCAUCGCAAAACUACCAUAUCGUUUGGAGCUGCGCGAAGAUUGCAGCAACCAUUUCUGAUGAUGUGGACCUCGCAACUUCGUACCCUGCCUGCGCAUCCUUCGUCAACGGCACAGACCCUGAGGCAGUAUCAAGCGUGGCAGCAACCUUUGCCGUCGGGGAUGCAGCAAACACUGGUGCGGCCCUGAAUGUCGUCUUCGGUAUGGCGUUGUGGGUGUCGCUUGCGCUACAUGCCUUUGGUGUAGAGCUUUACUUGCACCUUACGCCGAAAGAAGCGCAAAGGUUACGACAGAUUAGCUACCAAAGACAAUUGGAGGCAGGCCUACGCAACCCUGGCUCUGCAGGGCUUACUACGGACCGUCUGGGAGAUGCGGAAAAAUGGGUACCAGAAGCAUCCAAUAAAGAUAGUACGAGCAUGCAAGCGACCGAGCCGACCGAGCCUAAUAUGGUAACAGAGACGAAGUGA
This is a messenger RNA of Alternaria burnsii, 1080 nucleotides long. RefSeq lists its product as uncharacterized. The transcript is spliced from 2 exons. Lineage: Eukaryota; Fungi; Ascomycota; Dothideomycetes; Pleosporales; Pleosporaceae. The record is from RefSeq and is a predicted model, not a curated record. Bases 1 to 1080 code for a protein of 359 amino acids.